Messenger RNA from Hylaeus volcanicus, 8560 nucleotides. RefSeq names its product 5-hydroxytryptamine receptor 1 (gene 5-HT7). Gene Ontology annotation, cellular component: plasma membrane. The record is from RefSeq and is a predicted model, not a curated record. Gene Ontology annotation, biological process: adenylate cyclase-activating adrenergic receptor signaling pathway. Gene Ontology annotation, molecular function: G protein-coupled acetylcholine receptor activity. The transcript has 8 exons. Bases 2137 to 3690 code for a protein of 517 amino acids. Lineage: Eukaryota; Metazoa; Arthropoda; Insecta; Hymenoptera; Colletidae.
UCCAACCGGCUCGUCGGCAUCGCGACUCUCCGCGAGCUCGUGCGAGCGCAAUCGCUUCCCCCCUUCUACCUCCCACCGCGAAGAUAACAGAGAAGACGGAAAAGCAACAGGACAAGAGCCCCAAACAGAUCUGUGCGUGCGAACCCCUAUCGCGAGCUCACCCCGAAAACUACUAAAACAACAAUUUCACCGAUGAAAAGUUUCGUCUUGAUCGAAUAAAAGAAAAUCGAAAAGAAAACCGAUUGAAAAAGUGAUCGGUCAAGGAAUUAGCACUUGCAUCGAAGAAUUCGGUGACAACCAAGCGUUCUUCCACUCUGACGACCGUGUGAUCAACGAUCGCGAUGAUCGAUGGCCAACAGCUGAAGAAACCGAGGAACGAGUCGUUACACGCAGAUUCGAGCAAGGAAAGAGUUGACUGUCUGAUGGAUCGUGUUUGGAGAGACGUGACCGGGGAAAUCGUCGGGGAAACGAUAUAGAGAACGACCUGUUCACGUCCACGUCUUCUUCUUUUUUUUCGUCCGAAGAGCUCCUGUCAAUCACGAGAGGCGAGGGUGAGAGUAAACAAAGUCGACUUCGGGAGAAGGCUCGGCCUGAUCGAGAGGCUCGAUCCAGAAUAUGGUGAAAUUCCCGUUUUCAUUGGAAGCGUAGCUCGAAUAUCGACAGAAGCCGGCGGGGACACGCGGAUUUCGAAGACAGGCACUCGCGAGUAUGACGAGCAGAGGCGCACUUGUUUUGUUUUCCUUCGGGGAAGUGCGAACCAUUUCGGAGUGAUAGUUUCGAAGUUGAUAGUGACACGAGGCGAAAUUGGACUUGUCAAAGAAAAGUGUGAAUGACAUCCGAGUUCAUAAUACGAGAAUGGAGGUACUUGUAUAAUGCACUCUUGAAAGAUAUUGGACAGUAUCAAAAAACAAGUCCAAAUGUUCACAGCAAUAUGUGAACAAGGUGAUGCCUGUGUUUGCUACAUGUUGGACAAUUUAGACUAAUCGAAACAAGUGUGCAUAUUACCAAGUGCAUAAUUGAGUAAAUCUAUCAGUAUCUUGCAUAAUGCACAAAGAUUGUACGAAACCAAAGAAGAAAUCCAAUCUAAACUAAUCUAACUAGUCUAAACUAAAUAUAAACUAAUAAUAUAAAAAUUAUAGUGUCAGUUCCCUGACGAUGCACUCCCGAAAGACUGGGCCAUCGAAGAGAUCCGAAAUGUUACGAAGUGAUGUGUGAACGGCUCUGUGUUUACCGGAAGUUGAGGAAGUCAGCGAGGGAUCGAGGAUCGAUCGUGGAGCCGAGCAUCCUCGUUCUUCCUGCGCUUCAACGAGAGCAUCGCGUGUCACGGCUCGAACAGGCAUCCCCAAUGCAUUAUCGUUGGACGUGGGGGGAAGAAUCUGACGCAACGUGGAAAUAUUUGCCUGAAUUUAGUGGCGGCCGUGAGACCCUCUAAUGCCUCGCGACGAUCUGAAGCAGCUCUCGAUGAAGACGCGUUCCGAAUCGGCUAUAAAUCGUUCCAGCGACGUACACCCGAUAACAGACCAGCCGCAAAUUCACCAGGGAUAUUGAUAGAUUCGUCGAGACUCCACGAAAGGCCGGCCGCCUCGACGAAAGCGAAGAGAAUCGCGGCUUCGUCGUCGAUGGCGACGUAUCGUCGAUAUCCCGGCAUUAAGUCGACAUUUUUCUGCUAAAUUAUUGUUUGGGGCAUUUUGUUGGAACGGGACAACCGUUUCGCGCACGAUAUUCAUGGAAAUUGACCGCGGCUGGCAUUACCAUGUAGAACGACGCGCGGUUAUGUAAAUUCGCUCGUAUCGACGAGCUCCGAGGAACGUUCCGCGCGAUUGGCCCUUAUCAUGGGGCAGAAACGAGGAGGCACGAUCGAUUAGAUGCGGGAUCGUCGCAGCCGAAGGGAUUCAACGUGGGACCCGCGACGAAAAUGCCAAUCGACCGUGACGAAUCGACGGCCAGCAAAGGCAGCAUCGGGUAAGCGGUAACAAUGAACGGCUGAGGCGUACCGCAGGUCGCGGAAUCGAGAGAAGAUUCCCAUGCACGGCCUGAACCUCCCUGGAAUCCCGUGGUCGAGAGGAGAGAAGGAGCAUGACGUAGCCGUCGUCGAGGGGGGCGCUUCGGAUGCUCCGGACUGCCGACUAGGGUCGUAUGGAGGGGAAGGACGUAAUCACCACGGAAGGCACCCUGCUUCUAAACCUGACGACUAUCGCCACACGAGGCACAGACGACUUCUUCCGAGGAUUUCCUGGCAAAAACUCCCCCUACACGGUCACGCAGGCAAUACUCAUCGCCCUGGUGCUUGGUAGCAUAAUCGUCGGGACCGUGAUCGGGAACAUUCUGGUCUGCGUCGCCGUGUUCCUCGUUAGGAAGCUGCGAAGACCCUGCAACUAUCUGCUGGUGAGCCUGGCAGUUAGCGAUCUCUGCGUUGCGCUUCUGGUAAUGCCGAUGGCGUUGCUGUACGAGAUUUCCGGUAAUUGGUCCUUCGGCGCGUUUAUGUGCGACGUUUGGGUUAGCUUCGACGUGCUCAGUUGCACGGCAAGCAUCCUCAACCUCUGCAUGAUCUCCGUCGAUCGAUACCGUGCCAUAACCGAGCCACUAAAAUACGGGGUGAAGAGGACGCCGCGACGGAUGAUCAUCUACGUCAGCCUGGUCUGGUUAGCAGCUGGCUGCAUUAGCCUACCGCCGUUGCUGAUAAUGGGGAACGAGCACACCUACUCCGAGACUGGGCCGUCGCACUGCGUCGUCUGCCAAAAUUUCUUCUAUCAGAUUUACGCCACCGUGGGCAGCUUCUACUUUCCCCUCGUCGUCAUGAUCCAGGUAUACUACAGGAUAUUCUGCGCUGCCCGCAAGAUAGUCCUGGAGGAGAGGAGAGCCCAGAGCCAUUUAGAGGCUCAUUGCUACCUCGACAUAGAACCAACGGUACAGCACCUUCAGCCGGUCGUUGUAAACCGUCAAUUAAGCACCGACAUACAAGCCGUGCAGGGAAGUCCGCCUGUGAAGCAACACAGAAGUUCCAGCGCCUCGACGACGAUACGAUCGAAUCUUCGUGGCGAUACGCAGGAAAAUAUGAAAGCGUGCAGCGGGAACGCGGUGCGCUGUUUCGCUGGUGGUCCGCGGAAGAGCAACGAGUCCCAGUGUCCGAUGCUGCAGAAGCUCGAGAGGCCUAUUCUCUCGUCGUCCACGACGACCACGCCGCCAACAAAAUCGACGAUCGUGAGGAACCACCUGAGCAGUACCUGCAGCGUGACGAACUCGCCUCACCAGAAGAAGCUGAGGUUCCACCUGGCCAAGGAGAGAAAGGCCAGCACCACCCUCGGCAUCAUAAUGAGCGCCUUCACCAUCUGUUGGCUGCCCUUCUUCGUCCUAGCCCUGGUCAGGCCGUUCCUCAGGGACCCUAACGCGAUCCCAGCGUUCCUCUCGAGCUUGUUCCUCUGGCUAGGUUACUGCAACAGCCUCCUAAACCCCAUUAUCUACGCAACGCUGAACAGGGACUUCAGGAAACCGUUCCGGGAGAUCCUCUACUUCCGAUGCAGCAAUCUGAACCACAUGAUGAGGGAGGAGUUCUACCAGAGCCAGUACGGCGAUCCCAUCAACAAUUACGAGAUCAAGGCAGGCGAGAUGGACGGCGCCGAGUGCCUCGACAAUCAGGGCGUCGAGUCGAUCGACGUCGCCGCCAACGCCCCCAACGAGAGCUUCCUAUGAUCCGGAAGAGACUUGUCCUUCGUUCGUCGGAACUAGCGACCGCUACGAGACCACCUGGCCUAUCGGACGAACUCUGAUCGAUCGCGACACGCGCGCCCGUCGUCGUCGAAAGACGUCCCGUCAGGGUAACCCCCCAUCGAUCGUUCGACAAGUACCAAAUCGAUUUCCCGAAUCUAAUCGAGGGAUGCUCCUACCUAGAAUCUACUUCGCGAAACCGUGGCGAGGGGAGCAGCCCGAAAUACUCAGCGUCGACUGUGACGAGUUCGUCGAGAACCCGACGUUCCUAUGCUUUCUGCGAAUCGAAACGAGGCGAGGAAUGGCCCGCUUAUCACGGACGAUCUGUAAGCCUGACGAAUCGCUCAUCGAGCAAUUUCUCAGCCGCGGUGACGUCUGAGAUCCACGACCGGUCGACGUGUCCAGCCCUCGACGAGAUCUUUUCUUGCACACCCUCGUGACGAACGGAGAAACGAGUCUUGGUGAUAUCUAGGCGGGAUCCUGUCAUCGCCAAAGGAUAAAAGCCGCGGAGACGCUGAGUAAGAUACGACGUGAGUCGGCGCUUCCUUGGGGACGCGCGACUGGAGCAAACCGCAGGGUACCUUUGUUGUACGAUGACUAAGUACGUCUUUCGCAUAAUGUAUCCCAGUCGUGUAAACAACGGUGCACUCUACACUCGUGGGAACGAUUACCAUGUACACAGGGUGUUCCUUGAGCGGGGACUCUGACUUUGGCGAGGUGUUCUAGUCGGUUGGUGGGUUCGAGGGUAGUUUGUUCGAGAGUUGCAAUUUUUCAAAGUCACGUGUUGGAUAAGGGGAGAAAAAGACGUUCGAGGAAAUGGGAAGAAAGAAACAUCUCUCUUUUCGUUUGUAUUUUGGCAUACUGAUAGUAAAUAUAAUUUUCCUUUAUUACUGUCUGAAUUCGUCAAGCAUUUAAUUUACACUUUCCAGCAUAAAGCCUUGAAAAUCUGUAACUCGGAACCAAGGAAUCUUCGAACCUACGUUUACCUAUCGAAGAAUGCUCUGCCAAAGUUUGUCUUGUUUCGGAGCCCUCCCCCUAUAUUGUACAGAAGUCGAGUAAGUAAUCUGUGUAGUAUCGCGUCGAUAAUCGUGAACGGUGUUUAAUUAGCAGACGAAGGACGUCUCGAAAAUAGAGAGCUCUUCGAUCUAAAUGUGGGGAAGCGUGUCUACCAGUGAACACACCGCGGAGGAAUCUGCGUUACGUUUGAGAAACGUGAUUGCGCGAUGCACUCGCGCGAAACUUGGACUCUUGAUCGAUGUAAUUGCCGCCGUUCUAGAUGAAAAUACUUUGUAACGGUCGUGAUUACCGGGAAAAUCGCUGGAGAUGGGUGGAACGCGCAAUACGCGUUAGGAACAACACUCUGAGAAAGAUAGUUCGUUUCGAGGGUGUUAUUCGGUUAGGAGUAACAGUAAUUUCCAGGACUAGUUCGUUAAACUUUCUUUUUUUUUUUUAUUUACUUUGUUUCAAGUCGUUGAUGUAUUAACUCUUUCAGACCUGAAGUAUUUUUAUUUCUCGUACUAAUAUAAUUGAAUUUUUGGAGUUAACUUGAACUAAAAUUAAUGUAGAAAACAUUAAAAAAAAUCCUAAUAGUGUUGUUGUCGAGGAGAACUGGUCUUUUUUCGUGUGGACAAAUAAGAAUAUAGGGUUAUAGGGUUCGUAAUUAUUUAAUGUUGUGUCUUCAAUUGUGGGUGCCAGGUCUGAAAGGGUUAACUAUCGCUUUGAGAGUAAAGUGUAACGAACUUGUGCCGAAGAUGAACUCGAAGAUGACACUCGAGAUCAAAGAAAAAUAUUUUAUUUCCUGCAUUCUCGGAUGUAAGACACUUUAACGUUGUUCAUCUCAAGAGGAAUAUUUCUACUGUCUAACAAUUAUUCUUUUUGUACUACGAAGAAGAUUAAUUUCUUUGAUCAAAAGUAACAAACUGCAAGAAAUACACUUAAAACUGAUUCGAAGCUGUAUCUCCUUCAACACCUAGAGCAAAAAGAUCGAAGUGCUUGGGACAACGAUGUCUCGACGCGAUUUCAAAGUGGAAAUAACUUUCGACACGGGAGUAUCUAGCUCGUGGAGGAGGGAAUCAGGCAAACAACAAAUGCCAUUGGCAAACGACAAUUGGAAGAUCGAGACGGUUGGAAAAUGACUCGUGACACACGAGAACGGUAAAGUCAUGGCUUCUCUGGAGUGUAAUUACGGAAAGUAGCUUUCCUCUUGAAUCGUUAACUGAGCUUAAAAUUAGUAAGUCGGAGUAGUUUACCAGUGACGCGAUCCUCGACCAAUCUGACGACGAAAGUUUCUUCCGAUCGAGUGCGAAAGAAUUCAUAUAUUUUCAAAAGGGUAAAGGAAAAAUCAUAUUCUCGAAGAUAUAAAAUAAUAUCGGGUCUGGUAACCUUCAUAUGAGGUAAAAUUUAGGAGAUACCGAUUUGGGGGGACGAGUAGAAUUAGAAGAUUAAUUUUAGGAGAAAAUUGAACCGAACGAGAAGAUAUUUAGGAUAGAGAGUAACGAUACGUCAAGGAAUGUCAGGAGAUGUAUCCUCAGGCCGGAGACCGCGAUCGAUCGGAAGCUCGUGGAAUUGAAUUUUCAGCGUUGCCAGCGGGUAGACACGGAUGUAUGGGUGAACUUCGAAUUUUCGCGGCAUCGAAAUGGGAAAUUUAUGUCGCCCGUGCGCGUCAACGGCUAUUUUAUUUCCCAGACAAACAGCAAUUGGUCGAAAAAAAGCAUCGCGAAUCGACGGCAGCUGGAAGUAACAAGUUUUCAAAAAAUACGUACUUCGUAGUUUGAUCUGAAGUUUAAAUACACAAAUUGUCGUGAAAAUUGACUAUCAUUUUGCCAUCAAAAUAUGUUAAUGUUAAUGUAUGUGUGGGAAAAUAAUAGUCCGAGUUUUAUGGAAAAUCCAGAGAGAAACUCUGCUCUAGCUCCGUACUAAAAAUGUACAUUUUACAUGUUCGAACUGUUCCCAGCGAGUUUCAAGCGAUCCAGUAUCGAGAAUUUCUUUGUUCACGCGUGUCGACUCGUUUAGUUCCUCGAAUAUUUCCAAUACCAUCCCGUCUCGUUCGAUUCUCCCUUUCCCCGAGGAAUUUUUACACGGAAAAGUCGCACAGCGUUCGCUAUCACUGGUAGACACGCGCUACUAACAAGUACAUACGUAAAUAUCACGUAAAUAUGUAGGCAUAAUCGUGUAUGGUGCUAAAAAAAAAACCAAAGUAAAUCAUUCCAUUUAAACGGCGAUAACUUCGCGAGGAGAGUGAUUGGUUCUAGCUGUAAGAAUCGCGAUCGGGUCGAAACUUUGCAGAAAUAACUCACGACAGUAUUAAGAAACUCGAACCGUUAUUUUUAUACGUUAUAUUGUUACGUUGGCCUCGAAUAUUUUAUUAUGUAAAAAGUGUACGUUGCACUUUGCUAAUGGCAUAGUACGAAGGAACGUGUAUCGUGUUCGCAAAAGUGAAUUUUGUGGUUGAUGUUUCCAGAAGAGUUGUUAUUUUUUAUUGCAAAUUUUUCUUCGUGUUGAAAGACAGAAAAUAUAACGUGACUGUAAUUAAUACGUAAAUGCAGUUGAAUUUUUAUUAUUUCUAUAAGAAUUUGCAAUAAUAUAUGGUCUAUUUUAACGUUUGAACGCUCCUCAAAAGGGACUAAACAAAUCCAUGAAAUUCAUUUCUUAACAAAGCAAUUAUUGGAGACGUUAGUUUAAGCGACUAUUAUAUACCAAUCAUCACGCAUAGUUGUAUUGUUAUUUAUUUAUUUCUGUGAUAGUUUUUUUAUAGUACAAAAGGUUCACAUUCCUUUUGAUCACCGAAAACUGUUGAGCAAUACCUAUUAGCGGUUGAUAGAAAUUGGCAGUGAGUAGUGAUAGGGGCAACUAGUAGUCACCAUCGACUGUGGCAGUACACACAGGAGAUCACUGUUAACCAAAGUUGACUAGUAAUAGUUGUCACAUAGUUGCCCUAAUUACCGCUAGUAGUUAAUAAGGCAUAUCGAAAUCCAUUAGUAGUCACUCUUAUCUACUAGUAACGGCUGGUAGCUACCAUUCGUUGCUACUAGGAUAUAUUUGUCACCAGCUAGUAAUACUAGCUACUACUAGCAGUCCACGGUGACUAGUACAAACUCUUAGGUGUCGUUAGUCGCUAUACUUAUUUAUUGAAAGUUAGUUAUAUAUUUAUUAAUAACUCUAACAUUAAAUUUAUUAUCGAAAGCAAACGGCGACUAAUCGCCAUGAGUACCAAAAGAUAACUACUACAUCUAAGUAUCGCGAGCCUAAAUGUAAUUUAAAAAAAAAAGAAUGUACCGAAUCUGAUAUUUCUUUGCGUGAGAAAAUUAAACCAAAAAUGAAAACUCGUACCUUUCGAACAUGACAUCAAGAUAAUAUAUAUAUUCUCGAGAUAACAAGUAGUUCUAUUUUAAUGAAACAUUGAAUACUAUUAAAAAAAAUGAACAAAUUUAGUGUUCGACGGAAAAUAUUCUCGUUGUCCUCGAACAAUUCGUUACGUUGCGACUGUCAUUUUUCUUUUCGUACUUAGAGUCUAUCGUGCACGUUACAUAGCGGUAAAUUGAAUAAUCAUUGUUUGCGAGGCGAUGUUUCUCUAAAGUUGCGACCCGGUGGAAAAUUAAGCGUAGCAUAAAUUAAUUGCGGUAAUUGCCACACGCGUAGAUUUUCAAAGCGUUGCCACCGCGAAGGAGUGCGCACCGUGGAAACAAUAUAAAACCUUUACGUGAAUAGACGAUAAUAAAUCUUGAACCAAACGCCAGGAAAUUUAUCAGCAUUUGCCGUGAUAAUUACACAGUGUUGCGCCAUUCGUUUAACCCUUCGUUUCCAGACACCAGGAUUGCUCCAAAAAUAUUUUUCGAAAAACAAUAGGGAACAAUAA